This is a messenger RNA of Symbiodinium sp. CCMP2456, 232 nucleotides long. The record is from the annotation of a GenBank genome assembly. NCBI's taxonomy places the organism in Eukaryota, Dinophyceae, Suessiales, Symbiodiniaceae.
GAGGUGGACUUCACUCUGUCCUUCGAGGUUGGGGAGCACAUUGCUCCUGAGGCUGAGGAAGCCUUCCUCCGCACACUCCGGCAAGCCCGCGAGGGCAUUGUCCUCGCGUGGGCAACGCCUGGACAGGCGGGACAUGGCCACGUGAACGGGCGAUGGCAAAGAUACCUGAUCCGCGAGCUGGAGCAGGGCCACACGCGCUACUGCCUGGCCUUGUCGCACCAGCUUGCGCAGG